GUGACACGUGACUCUUUUCGUGGCCGGAUGUCAUUACACGUCACGGUGCCGCCUACUCAGCGGUGCUGCUGGGAAACACUGAGUGACGAGUGUAGCCAGAGAGAGAGACAGGGGGUGUGUCACGCACAGAGAGAGACAGACUACAAGGGACAUGGCAGGACAGACACCCGCUGUUGGGGACGCACGGCUGGACAAGGCUGUCACCGACUGGAUCAAAUGGGACAAGAAUCCAAAAACAUUGGCAUUAGUCAAGCAGAUGGUGGCUGAUGGGAAGAAAGAAGAACUGCAGGCAUGUUUUGGUUCCAGAAUGGAGUUUGGUACAGCAGGCCUACGGGCAGCAAUGGGCCCUGGGAUUUCUCAGAUGAAUGACCUGACCAUUAUCCAAACAACACAGGGAUUCUGUAGAUACCUCGAGAAGAAUAUCAGUGAUUUGAAAGAAAGAGGAGUAGUGAUUGGUUACGAUGCCCGUGCUCACCCUGCAAGUGGAGGCAGCAGUAAGAGGUUUGCAAGACUUGCUGCUACAACUUUUGUGAGCCAAGGGAUUAAAGUCUACAUGUUCAGUGACAUAACACCAACUCCAUUUGUGCCCUAUGCUGUUACCCACCUUAACCUGUGUGCUGGAAUCAUGGUCACUGCAUCGCACAAUCCAAAGCAGGAUAAUGGCUACAAGGUUUAUUGGGAAAAUGGAGCUCAGAUCAUUCCUCCACAUGACAGCGGGAUUGCUCAGUCCAUUGAGAAGAACCUGGAACCAUGGCCCACAGCUUGGGAUGACACUUUACUUGACGAUAGUUCCCUUCUUCAGGAUCCGUACCAGUCUAUUAAUAAAGAUUACUUCGAAGAUAUCCAAAAGCACUGUUUCCACAGAGACAUAAACAAGGCUUCCAAAGUAAAGUUUGUCCACACUUCUGUGCAUGGGGUUGGCCAUAAAUUUGUGCAAUCUGCCUUUCAAGCAUUUGGCUUCAGCCCUCCACUUCCUGUUGAAGAACAGAAGGACCCAGACCCAGAAUUUACCACCGUAAAGUAUCCCAAUCCUGAGGAAGGUAAAGGUGUCUUGAAAUUAUCUUUUGCAUUGGCUGAGGAGAAGGGCGUUAGAAUUAUUUUGGCAAAUGAUCCAGAUGCUGAUCGGUUAGCAGUAGCAGAGAAACAAGAAAGUGGCGAAUGGAAAGUUUUUUCUGGUAACGAGCUCGGGGCUCUUUUAGGCUGGUGGAUCUUCACUUGUUGGAAAGAAAAACAUCAAGAUUCUGAAGCAGUAAAAAAUGUUUAUAUGUUGGCCAGCACAGUGUCCUCCAAAAUCCUCAGAGCCAUUGCAGUAAAGGAAGGAUUCCACUUUGAGGAAACACUUACAGGGUUUAAAUGGAUGGGAAAUAGAGCAAAGCAACUGAUUGAUCAGGGAAAAACUGUGCUCUUUGCCUUUGAAGAAGCCAUAGGGUAUAUGUGUUGCCCUUUUGUUUUGGACAAGGAUGGAGUAAGUGCUGCAGUUAUUGCCGCGGAACUUGCCAGCUACUUGGCAACAAAAAAUGUCACCCUGACCCAGCAGCUGAACUUAAUAUUUAAUAAGUACGGCUACCAUAUUAGCCGGAAUUCAUACUUUAUAUGCCAUGAUCAGAAAACAAUUAAUGACCUGUUUGAACAUCUGAGAAAUUAUAAUGGAGAAAAGGCUUAUCCAAAGCUUUGUGGCAAAUUUGAGGUUUCCAGUGUGCGGGAUUUAACGACCGGAUAUGACAGUAACCAGCCUGAUAACAAAGCUAUCCUUCCAACCAGUAAGAGCAGUCAAAUGAUAACUUUUACUUUCGCUAAUGGAGGAGUUGCCACCAUGAGAACUAGUGGGACAGAACCAAAAAUUAAAUAUUAUGCCGAGUUGUGUGCUGCCCCAGGGAACAGUGACUUUGACGUGCUGAAGAAGGAGCUAGACGACCUUGCUGAUGCCAUUGAAGAACAUUUCUUUCAGCCAGAGAAAAACAAACUACAGAGAAAAACCGAGUAAACCUAAUAUGACGGGACCAAAAAGUUUACAUAUUAAGCCAAAUAGUAACCACAUUUGCUACUUUUACUUUAUCUGUACCAGCUGCAUAUUUAAGAUUAGUAAACAACACAGUUAAUGCCCGCACGGGAGUCCUCUAGUAUACAAUAGGCUGUCUAAACCAAAUCCUAAUUUGCAUAUGAAAUUAGGGUCGGGAAUGGAAAUUACAAGACCUUUUGUCACAAUACAAGGAAGUAAAAACAUUUCUUUCCACUUUUUCCUUUCCCGCCCUUAAUUUGCAUAUGCAAAUUAGGCUUUGGUUCAGUAUUCGCCAAAAUCUUUCACAGAGGAUUUGGAGAUUCGGCAGAAUCCCGAAUAGUGGAUUUGGUGCAUCACUAUUAGUAAAAACUUACAAAAUACCUAAGGGUAAGGAUACACGGGCAGAUUCAGGGAGAUUAAUCGCCCCGGCGACAAAUCACCUCUUCUUCAGGGCUACAAUCUUCCCCUGAACUGCGACUUCGGGCAACUUUGGAAAACAAAGCACCGCGAGUGCCAUCCCGCUGGUGAUUUUUCAUUAUAGCUGGCUGGAAUGUUGGGAAAGGCAGUUCGGGGAGAUUGUCACCCCAAAGAAGAGGAGAUUUGUCGCCGGGGCGACUAAUCUUCCUGAAUCUGCCCGUGUGUCCUUACCUUAAUCCUGCCAGCACAUCACCAUGUGCUGUGACAAUCUGUUUUUAGAUUUUUUUUUAAUUAACUAAAAUAUUUUGGUAUAGGGUUAUUCAGCUUGUGCUUCCAGUCUCAGUAUCUCUUCCUUUUAAUUUGUAUUUGCACAAACUUGCAGCUUCCAACACUAUUUAUUCUUCACAUUUGCCUAACUAGAGUAAUAAAUGGACCAGUUAAGUUCUAGAAUUCAUUAUGCUGAAACAAGUAAUUGUAGUAAGUACCAUGCAUUUACACAGUUCAAAUAUAGGACCAUUUCAUUAAACCUAACUACCUUCCUUUAAUAAUGGAACUUUGCUGUUUGUUUAUAAUAAAAUAUUCACUGUGCACUUUUCUCAAUCUGUAUUUAAAUUUAGAUAAUUGAAGACCCACACAAAAUCAUGCAUUGUUUUGUGGGUGGGUGGCAUACUCAUUGUAACAUUUUGUUUUUGAUUAUAUAAACAUGAUGAAAACAUUGUAUUGCGUGGGCCUUUUAUAGGGGACAGCAACAGACUGGGCUGUGGUAAUCUAAUAAUGCAGAUAUCUUAGAAACCAUUACAAUAAAAAACUUUAAUUUAAA
Messenger RNA from Xenopus laevis (African clawed frog), 3236 nucleotides. RefSeq names its product phosphoglucomutase 2-like 1 L homeolog (gene pgm2l1.L). Gene Ontology annotation, cellular component: nucleus; cytoplasm. Gene Ontology annotation, molecular function: phosphopentomutase activity; intramolecular phosphotransferase activity; magnesium ion binding. Bases 152 to 1984 code for a protein of 610 amino acids. Lineage: Eukaryota; Metazoa; Chordata; Amphibia; Anura; Pipidae. The transcript is spliced from 14 exons. The record is from RefSeq and is a predicted model, not a curated record. Gene Ontology annotation, biological process: carbohydrate metabolic process; purine ribonucleoside salvage.